AUGUCUCAAACGAAUCUGAAAGUCGUCUUUGGAGCCAUGACCUUCGGCCCCGAAGGCAUAACCGGCGCCCGUGUCCACGACCAUAAAGACCAAGCUGCCAUGCUCGACGCCUUCCAAGCACGCGGCCACAAUGAGAUCGACACCGCACGUCUCUAUGGCGGCGGGCAAUCCGAAACCGUGCUCGCGCAGAACGACUGGGGCAGGCCGCGGCCUCGUCAUGGCCACGAAGCUUUCGAUCUGUCGUAUAACCAUACGCCAGCAGAUAUAAGGAGGGGUCUGAUGGAUAGCCUUAAGGCGUUGGGAACGAAGAAAAUCAAGCUGUUUUACCUGCACGGUCCGGACCGGAAGACACCGUACGAGGAUACGCUAAGGGAGGUGAAUAAGCUGCAUGAAGAAGGGUACUUCGACCGUUUCGGCGUGUCCAAUUACAUGGCAUGGGAAGUUGCCCAAAUGUGUGAGAUCUGUAGCCGCAACAAUUGGAUCCGCCCCACGGUCUAUCAAGGCGUAUACUCUGGUAGACUCACCACCUCUUUCUCUCUCGCAGACAACCAACCCGCACCUGGAUUAGUCGCCCACGCCAGUAUUGUACAGGUUAUGUCCACGGAUACACGGCAACGCUUCGGUUGGGUGCGAAUAUCGUCGGACCCGGGAUCCCCUAUCGGAUUCUGUAAUGCCAACCGACAGAUUGGAUGUUAUGAGAACGAUACCGACGACAGUGAAAGUGAUGGCAGCCUUCCUGGAGCGACUGUGGCUCGGUUUCAUGACGCUUCAGAUACUGCGAAUGAACUGCGCCCCAAUAUCCAUUCAACCGACAAAGUGACUGGUGCUAAAGGCACUCCCAGGCGCAGAGCGCGUUCUGAUGUUGUUAAUUCAGAGACGCGUCCGGUGCCUCACGCCGCUAUGCUACCAGACGACGCGCCUCAGAGCACUACCGAUGGCCCAAUUGCGAAAGAAUGCAGCCUUGAAUCAUGGCUGGAGCGAGACGCGCUCAUUGAGAAAACCACACGAGAUCAUCAACUACCGAACCCGGUCGAUGUUCUCCAGUACAUGAUCCAGCAGGCCGGCGUUCACCACCCAGAACGGUACGGAGCAUUUCUCGCAUCGGAUGAUUGGAUUACUCUCGCCUGCAACUUCUUCAACUUCCACAAGACGUCGGUCCCGAAGAUGGUGGCAUCUACCUCCAUAUCAUCUAGCAGAAGCAUGAUCCGGAUCACUUUUACCUAUACGUUGGCCAGAGUGUACAGCUUCAAGCCCGCAUUCGGGCGCACCGGGAUCCGAUUUAUCGAGCAGGGCAUCGCACUCUUCAUUAUCACGUCUGGGACUACUUUCCUGCCAACGGACUAG
This is a messenger RNA of Trematosphaeria pertusa, 1344 nucleotides long. Its product is annotated as Aldo/keto reductase. The coding region runs from base 1 to 1344 and encodes 447 amino acids. Lineage: Eukaryota; Fungi; Ascomycota; Dothideomycetes; Pleosporales; Trematosphaeriaceae. The record is from RefSeq and is a predicted model, not a curated record. The transcript has 5 exons.